AUGUCGCCCUCUCCGAUUCGAUGUCGCGGCCCUUGGAAAAUUCAAAAACGCUCGUCUGAGCCUGACCGUUGGCUUGACGAAAUGGAUUUCUAUCGAAAACACACAGCUAGAGACUCUAGUUGUCUAUUUAGGGCAGUUUCUGAAAACAUUUUUAACACCCAACAUUAUUAUCAAAAAGUUAGGCUACAAUGUAUCGAGUUUAUGUCCUCUAAUCGGCACUUGUUUGAAGGGUCAUUAAGUUGUUCUUUUGAGAAUUACCUUAAAGAAAUGUCCAAUGCAUCUGCAUGGGGUGGUAUUGUUGAGUUAUCUGCUAUGAGCCAUCUGUAUAGACGAGAUUUUACCAUUCUUGAAGCAAAUAAAGGCCCGCAAACUAACAUCUGUAAUGGCUAUGGCAAAACCAUAUACCUUUUUUAUUCUCCUGACACUAAGCAUUUUGAUGCUCUUUAUAGAAAAGAAUUUAUUAAUAAUUCUGCAUUCUGCCAAUCAUUAAUAUAUGAGCUCCUGUAUGAUCGAGUCUACCACUUGGAGGACCUUUACUAUGCUGUUGAUAAAAUGCUUCAUGAGAAAGUUACAAAUAAUCACAUUGAAUACAUGAUGCCAGAUAUGGAACACAAAAAACAAAAAGAAAGAGCAAAAAUUUUUAUUGAAGAAACAAAUGCCAAAGAUAACAAUAGUAAUGCGUUAUCUCUAAAAUGCAAACAUCACACUAAUGAUAUUGAGAAAGCUUCACUAUUAAAAGAGUCUCUGAGCAUUUUUGUGUUCAAUAGAAGCCUUAUACAGCUUGAGAAUGUUUGUUUAAACUGUUUAAAUGUCAACAGUGCUAAAGUGCUCCUAGAUAAUGGUAUAACACCAUUUCCAUAUAAAGUAGCUAAAGCUUUGGACCCAGAUAUAUAUCGAAACAUUGAGUUUGAUGUGUGGAGUGAACUAAGAAGAGAGUUGCGUUUUGGUGCUAGAUAUUCAGAUGGGACGACAUUGCAAGUAGGUGUUAAAUGCUUGUGUAAAUUGGAAGUAGACCAGGAUGUUCCCUAUCAUUGUCACAUACAAGAAAUGGGGCAAGAUGGAGGUCCAUGUCUUGUAUUUAUUGAAGAGUUAGGAGAAAAGAGAUUGGUGAAUUAUGAACAGUUGGAACCGCUUCCAAUGGAUGAGAUUAAGCCUUGGGCACCUCCAUAUAGAUAUUCUCGAGCAAACUCGCAGCUUCUCAAUCUCAGUCAAAUGCUACAGCAAAUAGGCUCUGUCAUACGAAAACAAGGUAUAAAAUCAAGCAAGAAAUCGAGGAAUGAUGAUACAAGAAUAGCUGAAAAAGAAACAAAGUUAGAUUGGACUGAAGAAAAAGCUGAUAUGACAUUUGAAGCCUACAAUUAUCCACCUUAUCAACAUUCGGAUAUCUGUAACUUCCAACCGAUGCCAGUUGAAAUUGAAACGGUUCCCCUAAUGGUGGACAUUCGGGCGGCGGGUGCUCCGCCACAGGAGGCCAAUGGUUCUUCACCAGACAUCCACAAUCAGGUGGGAGGCGCAGGUGAUAUGGGAAACCAGGCGACGCCAACGCCUGUGUCUGUGCGCGCUUCCACGCCUGCAACCACUAACUCACUAACCACUUAUUCUGGUGUGAACCCGGGUUCAGUCCCACCAUUGGGGACUACGAUGCCAGGAAACGUGCCGUACAACUGUGGACAAUAUAUGUGCGGUAUGAAGUCUGUCGUCUGGUGCUCGCCCCAUUCUCCCCCCCAACCGUUGGCUCCCGGAAUGCCGAUGGGAGGCAUGGGGAUGAACGUGCCCCACCCGCCUCCGCCGUUGCCACCCGGUGUGAACCCCCAUGUCUUUAAGAGCGUGCAAGCCAAUGGUUCUGAUCUGCCCAUGAAUGACAUAGCAACACUGCGGUACUUCUUCAACCUGGGCGUGGAGUGCAUGUGGGCAGCUUACGGGCCUCCCUUGCCGCCGCCCCCGCAUCCUCCGCACCCCAUGCAUCCGCCGCCGAGGCACUACUCGCCUUCUACUCUUGCUCAGGACAUGCAACAGUUGGCAGUGCAAGACCGUCCUCUCCACGGUGACCCCAAUCACAACAAGCACAAGCAAGACAAGAACACCAACAUUCAGGGCAAGGGAAAUAAUGCUCAGAGACCCCUCUUGGGACCAAGAUUCAAACGUGGUAACAACCAAGAUAAUAACCAAAGCCACAACCAAAACAAGGGACACAAUAACCAGGGACACAUGAAUAACAAGGGACCAAACAACCGCCGCAACUCAUACGUGGAAGCCCGCGGGGGUUUCGUCGGCGAAGAAGUUGGUGGGGCCGAGGCCCCUCUGCUCGCUUUCCCCUACGCCCCAUACCCACCGCCGAUUUACCCCGUGCCCUACUACCAUAUUGAUGAUCCCAGCAUGAUGGGCAUGAUGGGCGGCAUGGGUGGCAUGGGCUACGUGUACGAGGAGGGCAUGGAGUUCAGCGUCCAGCCCAUGUACGGGGCUCCGACGCCCUACCCCCAGAUGCAUCCCGCCGCACCCCCACCCGUGCACGAACACAAGUAG
This is a messenger RNA of Pieris macdunnoughi, 2523 nucleotides long. Lineage: Eukaryota; Metazoa; Arthropoda; Insecta; Lepidoptera; Pieridae. The record is from the annotation of a GenBank genome assembly.